GCAAGCCCUGCACUGACAUGGCAGGGAGCCCCUAUUACUUGGCCCCAGAAGUACUAGCUAAAAAGUAUGGCCCUGAGGCUGACAUCUGGAGCUCCGAGGUGGUGCUCUACAUCCUCCUAUCUGGACUCCCCCCCUUCUGGGGCACCACCAACGAUGCCAUCUUUGAGGUGAUCAAGCAGGCCACGCUCAACCUGGUGCGCCAGCCAUGGCCGGUGAUUUCGGACGAGGCGAAGGACCUGGUGGUGCGCAUGCUGACGAGGAACCCCAAGAAGAGGAUUACGGCUGAUGAAAUCCUCGCCAACCUUUCUUAUUGAUGCUCGAAAGCCUGAGAUUUCAUGUCUA
Molecule: messenger RNA, 342 nt
Organism: Closterium sp. NIES-67
Lineage: Eukaryota; Viridiplantae; Streptophyta; Zygnematophyceae; Desmidiales; Closteriaceae
Source: the annotation of a GenBank genome assembly